GACAUUGGCUGGUGCUGACUUUGUUCGGGAGGAUCUCCAAACGCCGGCAAGGUUUGGGAACUGUCCCGGCUGGGUCAGGAUCUCUCGGCAGCUCGAACCCCUCGUCUGUGGCGUGCCGCGCGUUUACGCCAGGCAUGAAGUCGUGGAUCGUGGGAGUGUUGGCCGUGGUGGCCGGGGCAGCUGCCCUGGUGGCCGGCAUCCUGCUGGGGCACUUUGCCAUUCCCAAGAGCGGGGGUGAGGAGGCGAAGGUGGAUCAGCCGGCACAGGACGUGGACCAGGAGAUGAUCCAGAGCUUCAUGGACCAGGUGGACAAGGAGAGGAUCAGGGAGAACCUCCGGGCCCUGUCCAAGACGCCACACAUGGCCACCACCCAAGGGGAUGUUGACCUGGUGCAGCUGCUGCUGCAGAGAUGGAGAGACCCAGAGUCGGGCCUAGACCAGGCCUGGAACGUCACCUACCAUGUGCUGCUCUCCUUCCCGCGCAAAGACAGGCCCAACCGGGUCACUGUGGUGGCCCCCAAUGGUGCAGAGCUUUACAAGUCUCGGAUUAAGGAGGUGAAUUACACCCAAGAUCAGCUGGAUCCAGAGGUGGUGCAACCGUUUGCUGCCUUCGCUCCCAAGGGCAUUGUAAUGGGCAAGCUGGUCUACGCUAACCAGGGCACCGUGGAGGACUUCCGACAGCUGGCGGAGGUGCACGGUCUUGACCUGAACGGUACGGUGGUCAUUGUCAAGUAUGGAGGCACUGGACGGGCGGACAAGGGUAUUAAUGCAGCCCGAUAUGGCGCAGUGGGGCUCGUCGUCUACACCGACCCAGGGGACAUGAACGACGGCAGGGUCAGUGACAAGAACGAGACCUACCCUCACUCCUGGUACCUGCCACCCUCCGGCGUCGAGAGAGGCUCCUACAAGCAGAACUUCGGAGACCAGCUCACUCCCUACUACCCUGCCAAAGAUUAUGCGUUCAGGCAGAAUGAAUCGGACAUAACAGGACUGUCGCCAAUCCCCGCACAGCCCAUUGGGUUUGAAGAUGCCAGGCAACUCAUCUGCUCCCUGGGUGGUCCUGAAGCCCCCACAACAUGGCAAGGUGGUCUGGGCUGUACCUACAGACUGGGACCUGGCUUCGACAGCCUGACCUCCUUCACAAACAGUGAGGUCCGUGUCAGUGUGUUCAAUGAGAGGGUGGUGAGACCAUCAGAUAACGUCAUCGGUAUUAUCCGGGGAUCGCUGGAACCAGAUCGCUACGUGAUCUACGGGAAUCACCGUGACAGCUGGGUUCACGGUGCCAUUGACCCCAGCAGUGGCACCGCCGUCAUGCUGGAGAUCACCAGGGUGUUGGGCAAGAUGGUGAAGGAAGGAAAAUGGCGGCCGCGGCGUUCCAUCGUCUUCGGCAGCUGGGGAGCCGAGGAGUUUGGGCUGAUCGGCUCCACGGAAUGGACUGAGGAGUUCUACAAGACGUUGAGUGAACGAGCGGUGGCGUAUGUCAACGUGGACAUCGCCGUCUUCGCCAAUGCCACUUUUCGAGCCUCUGGUAGUCCGGCAGUCCAGGAUGUUGUGUUCAGCGCAGCGAAACAGGUACCAGCUCCGGGUCACCAGGAUCGGACUGUCUACAGUAACUGGUUGAAGCAUUCGAGCCGAGAAAGUCCUCUCCACGGAUCCAUCCCCUUCAUGGGCGCCCUGGGAUCGGGCAGUGACUACGCAUCUUUCUUCCACUAUCUCGGGAUUAGCGCCAUGGACAUCGCAUACACCUACAACAAGUCAAAGACGAGUGCUCGCAUCUACCCAGCGUACCACACCGCUUACGACACCUUUGACUACGCCUCUCGAUUCAUCGACCCAGGAUUCACCAGCCACCAGGCUGUGGCACGGACAGCCGGGAACGUGGUGAUCCGUCUCGCCGACGCCUCCCUCCUGCCCUUCAAGGCCCGGGACUACUCCGAAGCCCUGGCCGAACUCUACCAGCAGGCCGAGCAACACCUCGGGACCACCCUGGCACAACAGGGCAUCUACCUGGAACACCUACAACGCGCCGUUAUUCGAUUCAGCGGCGCUGCAGAACGGUUCGACCUGCGAAUGUCCGAAAAUCGCCAACUUCUGAAGUGGUGGGUCCCAUCCUCACCUCCGACCUCUGAGCCUCCCUCCCCGUCGAUCUUUGAACUCCGAGGUCAAACUCAAGGGGGGGAGAAUGUACCAUCAAAGGCCGGACUCUCAAUAGCGCUGAUGUACGGGGGAAAUCUAGGGGGGUCCACAGUCCACAGCCCCCCCUGAACAUGGCAACACAAG
Leucoraja erinaceus (little skate) is the source of this 2279-nucleotide messenger RNA. It is a transcript of the gene naaladl1, whose product is annotated as N-acetylated alpha-linked acidic dipeptidase like 1. Lineage: Eukaryota; Metazoa; Chordata; Chondrichthyes; Rajiformes; Rajidae. Gene Ontology annotation, molecular function: carboxypeptidase activity. The transcript is spliced from 17 exons. Bases 135 to 2264 code for a protein of 709 amino acids. The record is from RefSeq and is a predicted model, not a curated record.